AUGACAGUAAGAAAUAGUUGGUUUCUGUUUGUUUUUUGUUUUGGCACGAUUUUAUCGUAUUUCAAUGUCCCAGAACAAGAAGAGAAUGUGUGCCUCGUCAAGCGACGACUGUGUGCACCGUCAAGCAUUGGCAAGUUGUGUCCAGCUCCGAACGUCAGCAAGAAGAGAAUGUUUUUUGCGAGUCAGGAGGAAACUAUCAUUUUGAAUAGUCGCCCACUGAGUUGCCAAGGCCCAUCAGUUGUCCUUUAUCAAGAUGUGUUCUCCCAAUCCUUGAAUGAUCUCAAUGAUGAAACUCUCGAAGUAACAGCUGAAGACCACGAGUGGACAAGAGAAUUCCUCGAUCUCAUGGCCACUAGCUAUUCUGGGAAACUGGUUGUUGGAAGGCCUUUAAUGAACACUUCAGUAAACUCAUUGCUUAUACAAUCAAAACAGCAAACACAGACAGCACAAGAAAUGAUGGAAUUAUUUGUACUAUUCCUGUGUUUG
Molecule: messenger RNA, 486 nt
Organism: Paraglomus brasilianum
Lineage: Eukaryota; Fungi; Glomeromycota; Glomeromycetes; Paraglomerales; Paraglomeraceae
Source: the annotation of a GenBank genome assembly